Molecule: messenger RNA, 2627 nt
Organism: Salmo salar (Atlantic salmon)
Lineage: Eukaryota; Metazoa; Chordata; Actinopteri; Salmoniformes; Salmonidae
Product: proline-rich protein 5
Biological process (GO): TORC2 signaling
Cellular component (GO): TORC2 complex
Source: RefSeq, a predicted model, not a curated record
GCAAGGCGUCUGGUCCAGUGGAUCGGAUCUCGUCAAAACAACACGGGGGCGAGCAUGCAUGCUCAUGGAAUGACUCCCGCAGCAUAGGUCGCUGGCGCACCCCACAACUGCACCCCAAUGGCUGUUUGGUCAGUGCAGACUGGGAAUCAACAAUGAGAUAGACUAUGGUGUUUAUUGCUGAUAGGCUAUACAUCAAUGCUAGUGAUCAUCCAUAUAUGAUAUCCAUAUCAUUAUAUUAUAAGCAACACGACCAGGAGAGAGAACGAUGCUGGAUGGACUCCGGCGGAGGCACGGCUCUCGCCCUUCCCCCCGGCCCCUGUCACUCAACUUCACCACCUUCUCAGCCCCGCCCCCAAGCCCUGAUAUUGACAGCAAUCAUCAUCCAAUCAGGAGGACUCUACACAGGCUGAAGUUGAUGAGCUCCCCCAGUCUCAGUGAACUGGGAAAGAGUGAGAAGGGAUCACCGGAGGAGAGAGGAGAGAAACAGAAGAGGGCCGGGGCCAACGCUACCUGGAACAGCAUCCACAAUGCUGUCAUUGCCGUCUUCCAGAAGAAAGGUCUGUCUGACAAUGAACUCUAUGUCCUCAACGAAGGUGUCAGAUACCUAUUGAAAACAGAGCUGGGGUCGUUUUUCACAGAAUACCUCCAGAACCAGUUGCUGACAAAGGGCAUGGUCAUCCUACGGGACAAAAUAAGAUUCUACGAAGGUCAGAAGUCACUGGACUCUCUGGCAGAGACAUGGGACUUCUUCUUCUGUGAUGUUCUCAACAUGCUGCAGGCCAUCUUUCACCCAGUACAGGGUAAGGAGCCCAAUGUGAGACAGCUGGCUCUGCUCCACUUCAGGAACACCAUAGUUCUGAGUGUGAAGCUGGAGGACGCUCUGUCUCGGCCCCGCGCCCGCAUUCCCCCCUCCGUCACACAGAUGCUGCUUAUACUGCAGGGUGUCCAUGAGUCGCGGGGUGUGAGUGAGGACUACCUGCGGCUGGAGUCUCUGGUCCAGAGGGUGGUCUCUCCUUACCUGGGCACCCACGGCCUCUACUCUGGAGGCGGCAGCGUGGCACACUGCUCCUGUGUGCUGGAGAAGCGUUUGCAGUGGUGCUGGCCUAAGCAGCCUGUGGACCAGCCGUCUAAGAACCCUGUGGUCCGUUCUAAGAGUUACAACAUCCCUCUCCUCCUGACGCCCGUGGCAGAGUAUGACCCUGAUGCCAGCUCGGUGGGCAGCGGGGGCAUCCGACGCCACUCUGCCUGUGAGAUCAUCUCCUGCCUGGAGGAACAGGGGCUGGCCUACGCUGACAUGGCCUCCAGGUCCGACGCAUCCACCUCCAGCGCCUCUUCUAACAGGCUCUGUGUGGUUCCACAGUUCAGAGGAACCAUGGAGUCUCCUCUCCCCUCCCCCUCCAUCCUCCCCCUGCACUCCCCAGGACCCCUCCAUGGGACGGAGGCAACAAUGACCCUUACGGACAUGGACAAGGCUGCCCCCUCCUCUCCACCCAGUGGAUCCUCCAGCCCGGAGACCGUCAUUGGACAGGUGCUGGAGUCCCUGGACUUAGAUUCAGACGGGAAAUUCAUAGAAUUCCCAGCCCCGCUGCUCAGAGUCAAUGAGAUAUGGUCGGGAGAGUAGGCAGAGCACUGCGUAGAGGGAAUCAUGGGUAGCUUGCCCUCCCCAAAUAUCUUAUCUUUGACAUUAGGGGGAAAAUUCUAAACUGACCUUAGAUCAGUGGCUAGGCUAGAGGCAACCUAGACCUAAAAAGACAUGGUUAAGUGCACUCCAUACUUCUCCCCACAAGAGGCCUAUUUUUAGUCAGCGUUUACUUAGAGAUAAAACCAACUUUUCUAAGCAUUUGAUUAGAUCUGAAUAUAUCUGCUUUUUUGGGAUGCUUAUGUUUUGUGUGUUUUGAAACUUGACUCUCAUCACUAUGAUGCCAUACCUUGUAGGCCCUUGGAUGUGGGCCCUAGGAUUGUGUCUGGGUUUUCAUCUACAAAACUUGGAGAACUGCAGUUACCAUAACAUUCAAAGAUAAAAGUAGCUUUUGGAGUGAAUACACUAUGUGAAUGUAAUUUGGUCACAUCUUGCUUCUCAUUCUAAGAACCUGCCUAGUUCAAUCUGUGUUAACCUGGCUUGUCCCAUCUGUAUGUUCCUCUUCCUCUGUGUGUUUUUUUACUGUCAUGCCAAACAUGACAUGUAUGGUGUGACAAUGAUAGAGAAGUUGGCUAAAGUACUUCUGGGACCAGUCUGUCAUCCUCUUUUCAAAGGUCAUAAAGCAUUCAUGUUAUGUAUUACCCAUAGAAACUAAAUAUUGAACUGUAAUUGGUGUUUACUGUUUACUUAUGAUGAGAAAAUUAGGGUUUAACGAUAAUUCAUGUUGUCUCAUUUACUGUGUUGUGUGGCACUUCAACUGUAAAUAAAUCGUUUUUUUAGGACAGCUAGGUAUUGUGAAGUAAGCUUUUUAACUUAACUUGUGAUUUCAAUAAGGGCUUUUUAACUGAAGCUAUUUUUAUGAUGUUUUACCUCAACCGUUUUUUAAUACUUAGCUUUUUUUGACAAUCUGUAAUGAGAAAUUUUUAUCCAAGGUUGUAAUUAUCAUUCUUUUGUGAUAUCAGAUUUGAAUAAAAAUUCUAAUGGCUAA